AUGAAAUCACUUUAUAAAUUUGGCUAUGUUUUAAAGAAUAAGACAUGUAAAACAUUAUUUAGUAAAGCUCAUCAAGGAUUUAUUGUUAAAUUUCAUUCUGGUGUUAAGCAUGGAGUUCCUUUAAUUCCAGUAGUUAUAGAGCAAACUGGGAGAGGCGAAAGAGCUUAUGAUAUAUAUUCAAGGCUCCUUAAAGAAAGGAUAAUUUGUGUUAUGGGUCAAAUACAUGAUGAACUUUCCAGUGUAGUUAUAGCACAAUUACUGUUUUUACAAUCAGAAAAUAGUAAAAAGCCUGUACAUAUGUAUAUUAACAGUCCCGGUGGUAGUGUUACUGCUGGUUUAGGAAUUUAUGAUACAAUGCAAUACAUUUUACCACCUGUAGCAACAUGGUGUGUUGGACAAGCAUGUAGUAUGGCCAGUCUUUUACUUGCUGCAGGAGCAUCUGGAAUGAGACAUGCUCUUCCCAAUGCUAGAAUAAUGAUUCAUCAACCUUCAGGAGGAGUGCAGGGUCAGGCAACGGAUAUUCAAAUUCAAGCUGAAGAAAUACUAAAAUUAAAAAAACAAAUAAAUCAUCUUUAUGUUAAACAUACUGGCCUAUCCAUUGAAAAAAUUGAGCAAAGUAUGGAAAGAGAUAAAUUUAUGAAUCCGUCAGAUGCAAAAGAAUUUGGAAUUAUUGAUAAAAUUUUAAAUCAUCCACCCAAAUUGGGAGAAAAAGCAGAGGAUGAAUCUAAAUCUAGAGUAGAAAUAUCUCAACCUAUGUAA
Pediculus humanus corporis (human body louse) is the source of this 759-nucleotide messenger RNA. RefSeq names its product ATP-dependent Clp protease proteolytic subunit, putative. Gene Ontology annotation, molecular function: ATP-dependent peptidase activity; serine-type endopeptidase activity; ATPase binding. Lineage: Eukaryota; Metazoa; Arthropoda; Insecta; Psocodea; Pediculidae. Gene Ontology annotation, cellular component: endopeptidase Clp complex. Bases 1 to 759 code for a protein of 252 amino acids. The transcript is spliced from 5 exons. The record is from RefSeq and is a predicted model, not a curated record. Gene Ontology annotation, biological process: protein quality control for misfolded or incompletely synthesized proteins.